This is a messenger RNA of Trichomonas vaginalis G3, 795 nucleotides long. RefSeq lists its product as uncharacterized. The record is from RefSeq and is a predicted model, not a curated record. Lineage: Eukaryota; Parabasalia; Trichomonadida; Trichomonadidae. The transcript has a single exon. The coding region runs from base 1 to 795 and encodes 264 amino acids.
AUGAUGCUAUUUCUUUUCCUAAUUUGCUCCAAACUGCGAGAAAGGUUAAAAGAUGUUGGACACAAGUUAAAAGAUGAAGUUGUGCAUAAGGCUGAAGAUGUUGGGCAUCAGAUAAAAGAUGAAGCUGAGAGUAAGUUAGAAGAUGCUGGGCAUAAGUUAGAAGAUGCUGGGCAUAAGGCUGGAAAUCAAUUGGCUGAUGUUGUUGUAAAGGGAUAUGAAGCACUUGUAGAUAAAGGAAAAGCAGAAACGAAGAGAGUAUGGAGAAAGGUAGGGCAUCAAGUAGAAUCUUGGGCUGAACAAAUAUGCUUUGUUCUUCGACAUUCAACUGAGUCUCAAUAUGCAAAUCCGGCUAUGGUAUUUGGAUAUGUCGGUCAAUCCGAAACAGAAAAAUAUAUGAAUGAAGCAAAAGACGCAGCUUCUUAUGAUUUUGGCGACACAGUGAAUACUAAAGCAAAAGGUGAUGAACAAAGUCCUUGUGUUCACCAAGGACAAGCCAUAAUUGAGGGAGAUAACCUUGCGCUAUUAUCAAGUUAUGGACUAUAUAGAAUUGAUACUAAUACCCAUGAAUUCCGCACUCAAUCAGUGUACAACGAUACGGAAAUUACCGAAGAAGGACAAUUGGCUGUGCUCCAUAAAUAUGAAGUUAUUUUCACAGUCCAAACCGAUGCAACAAAGAAAGACGGAACAGUAGAUGAAUACAGAAAACUUACACCAGAAGAGAUUGAACAAUUGGUUCGCAUGUUUGUAGAACAUAUUAAGAAGGCAAUGAAAAGAUUAGUGAAGCAAAUUUUCUGA